CUUAUUAGCAUCAAUGGAUUUUAUGGUUAUUCUUGGUUUAUUUGUAUCUUACUUAUUAUUCCAAGCCACUUUAUCAGUAUUUGGGUAUGGCAAACCCAAAACCUUACCACCAGGCCCGACCCGACUACCUAUCAUUGGAAACCUUCACUUGCUUGGUGACCAACCACAUCAAUCCCUAACCAAACUAGCCAAAAUUCAUGGCCCGAUAAUGUCCUUAAAACUUGGUCAUAUCACCACAGUAGUUAUUUCCUCGGCUGUAGCCGCCAAAGAAGUACUACAAAAGCGAGACCUUGAUUUCUCUAGUCGUCAUAUCCCAGAUGCCUUAAAUGCCCAUAACCACUCCAAAUACUCCGUAGCGUGGCUCCCUGUUGGUACCCAAUGGCGAACCUUACGUAAAAUUCUUAGCACCAACAUUUUCACCACUAACUCCCUUAAUUCUAACCAACAUUUAAGGCGCCAAAAAGUGAAUGAUCUCAUAGCAUACUGCAAGAAAGCUAGCCAAGCUAAUGAGUCGGUAGAUAUUGGCCGAGCAGCUUUUAGAACCACUAUGAAUCUCUUAUUUCACACAAUUUUCUCUAGAGACUUAACAAACCCAUAUGAGGAUUCAGGUAAGGAAUUUAAAGAAGUGGUUGGAAAUAUCAUGGUGGAAGCAGGUAAACCAAAUCUAGUAGAUUAUUUUCCGAUUUUUAAAAAGCUUGACCCGCAAAGGAUUAGAACAAGAUUGAGUCAUCAUUUUGGAAAACUUGUUGACAUAUUUGAGAACUUAAUUAAUGAGAGAUUGGGAAUGGGUGGAUCAAACCAAAACGAUGUAUUGAAUAUGUGUCUCAAAAUAAGUCAAGAGAACCCAGUUGAGUUUAAUCAGGCACACAUCAAGAGCUUGUUUCUGGAUUUGUUCGCAGCUGGCACCGAUACAACUUCAAACACGUUAGAAUGGGCAAUGACAGAAUUACUUCGCAACCCACUAGUUAUGGAAAAGGCUAAAUUGGAGGUUGCAGAAGUCGUUGGUAAAGGUAAAAUCGUAAAAGAGGAUGAUAUCUUGAACCUACCUUAUUUAUCCUGCAUUGUGAAAGAGACCUUACGAGUGCAUCCUCCGGUACCCCUCUUGCUUCCUCGAAAAGUUGAGAAUGAAGUAAAUCUCAAUGGAUACAUCAUUCCAAAAGGCACACAAGUGCUUGUGAAUGCAUAUGCCAUAGGAAGAGACCCAACCAUUUGGGAAGACUCACUAGAGUUUAACCCAGAAAGAUUUAUGACAUCUAAACUUGAUAUCCGAGGUCAAGAUUUUGAGUUAAUCCCAUUUGGUGCUGGAAGAAGAAUAUGUCCUGGUUUGCCACUUGCAAUGCGUAUGUUACAUGUCAUGUUAGGCUCAUUACUAAAUAACUUCGAUUGGUAUAUAGAUACGAAAACUAAAUCUAAGGAACUGGAUAUGACCGAGAAGUUUGGACUCACGUUACAAAAGUCAAUCUCUCUUUGUGUUAUUCCUGUAUCACUAAAUUAGCAUAUGAAGUAUUUCUUUCCAGUAAGAUUAUUGAAAAUAUUUCCAAUAUAUUUUGUGAUGAUGUAAAAAAGAGUUAUUGUUGUCGUCCCGAUCUUAAUUCGCCGUUGCUCUUGUUGUAUUGAACUACUAAUAUUGUGUAUAUAUUAGAUUAUGACAAUGAUUUUUUCUUU
This is a messenger RNA of Erigeron canadensis, 1665 nucleotides long. Its product is annotated as 7-ethoxycoumarin O-deethylase-like. Bases 14 to 1495 code for a protein of 493 amino acids. The record is from RefSeq and is a predicted model, not a curated record. NCBI's taxonomy places the organism in Eukaryota, Viridiplantae, Streptophyta, Magnoliopsida, Asterales, Asteraceae. The transcript is spliced from 2 exons. Gene Ontology annotation, molecular function: oxidoreductase activity, acting on paired donors, with incorporation or reduction of molecular oxygen; monooxygenase activity; heme binding.